GUGAGGGAUGCAUUAAACGACAUUGAUUGUAUAUAUUGCAGCCAAGUACCGACAUGAUGAGCUCCAAGGAGAGAUGCCUGACACGACCGUCUAUCGCCAUCCCAUGUACAUAUGUUUCCGAACGCCGAACACCGCUUCGCUUCGAAUCGUCUAUCAUAUCUUCCGGCACACCAUCAUCAACGAUCACUCCACCAAACUUCAUCACCACCAUCCCAUUUUCGAUCCCGGGAAAACGGCACCCGGGAAAAAAAGCCACCCAUCGAAAACGUACUGGAAUCCUCCCAUCCAUCAAACUGGUCAAACUCUCGAAUUUCUUCCCUCCCCGAAAUUUCCGUCCCAGCAAACCGCGCUCCCUCUCUGAUCGGUCCCGGGGGGG
Messenger RNA from Dissoconium aciculare CBS 342.82, 376 nucleotides. RefSeq lists its product as uncharacterized. The transcript has a single exon. Bases 74 to 361 code for a protein of 95 amino acids. The record is from RefSeq and is a predicted model, not a curated record. Lineage: Eukaryota; Fungi; Ascomycota; Dothideomycetes; Mycosphaerellales; Dissoconiaceae.